AUGGCCCUCACCGACGUGAUCCUCGCCCCGUACGCCGCCGCCAAGGACGUCGCACAGAGUAUGAACCCCGUGAUGCUUGCCGCGCUUGUCGCCGUCGUCGUGGUCGUCAACGUCGUCGCGGCGAAGUCUUGGCAAGCACGCCGCAGCCGUCUCGACGUCGCUAAUUUCACCGCAAAGUUGGCCCUUGCCUCGGAGCUGAUUGUGCUGCCUCUGCCUAUCGGACCCGUCACCGACCCCGUGAUCGCCGCUACAAUUAAGUCGCCGCAGGAGUAUUCAGACCCAGCAGUCCAGGCCUGGAGCCAGGCUGUGAUUACCACGCCCGCCUUCGUGAUCCUCACACCACAGUACAAUUGGGGAUACCCCGGCCAGCUCAAGAACCUCCUUGACCACUUAUACAGCGAGUGGAAGAAUAAACCAGUCGUGCUGGUGACGUACGGUGGACACGGCGGCAGCAAGUGCGCCGAGCAACUUCGAGUGGUUUUGAGCGGCGGCUUCCACAUAAACGUGGUAGCGCACGUCGGCAUCAGCCUUCCAAAGGAGUUUAUCCGAAGCUCCGAUCGCGUCGAUGCGGCAGACGUCCCAUCUUUUCUGGCCAAGUAUGAGACGCAGGUGGACGAGGCCUUCGCAACUCUUCUCAAAUGUUUGCAGCAUUAA
Molecule: messenger RNA, 654 nt
Organism: Phytophthora nicotianae INRA-310
Lineage: Eukaryota; Oomycota; Peronosporomycetes; Peronosporales; Peronosporaceae
Exons: 2
Coding region: 1-654 (217 amino acids)
Cellular component (GO): cytosol
Molecular function (GO): FMN binding; oxidoreductase activity
Source: RefSeq, a predicted model, not a curated record